AUGGAGGACCCGCAUCCUGAAGAGACCAUGGAGCAGCAGGAUUCGUCCAAGGAGAGGAGUCCCCGCAGUCCAGGAGGCGACGUGUGCCACCUGGGGGCCCCGCAGUGCACCCGCUGCCUCAUCACCUUCGCCGAUUCCAAGUUCCAGGAGCGUCACAUGAAGCGGGAGCACCCAGCGGACUUCGUGGCCCAGAAGCUGCAGGGGGCUCUCUUCAUCUGCUUCACCUGUGCCCGCUCCUUCCCCUCCUCCAAGGCCCUGAUCGCCCAUCAGCGUGGCCACGGUCCAGCCACCAGGCCCUCCGUGCCAGUUGCACCCGCCGCUGCCCCGCCUACCUUCCCCUGUCCUGACUGUGGCAAGACCUUUGGGCAGGCUGCUUCUCUGAGGCGGCACCGCCAGGCGCAUGAGACCCGCACCCCUCCUGGCCCCUUCGCCUGCACUGAGUGUGGUCAGGACUUUGCCCAGGAGGCUGGGCUGCAUCAACACUACAUCCGGCAUGCCCGGGGGGAGCUCUGA
Molecule: messenger RNA, 513 nt
Organism: Puma concolor (puma)
Lineage: Eukaryota; Metazoa; Chordata; Mammalia; Carnivora; Felidae
Gene: ZNF576
Product: zinc finger protein 576
Source: RefSeq, a predicted model, not a curated record